Ochotona curzoniae (black-lipped pika) is the source of this 3938-nucleotide messenger RNA. RefSeq names its product glucocorticoid modulatory element binding protein 1 (gene GMEB1). The record is from RefSeq and is a predicted model, not a curated record. Gene Ontology annotation, molecular function: DNA-binding transcription activator activity, RNA polymerase II-specific; RNA polymerase II cis-regulatory region sequence-specific DNA binding. Lineage: Eukaryota; Metazoa; Chordata; Mammalia; Lagomorpha; Ochotonidae. Gene Ontology annotation, cellular component: nucleus. The transcript has 10 exons. The coding region runs from base 457 to 2178 and encodes 573 amino acids. Gene Ontology annotation, biological process: positive regulation of transcription by RNA polymerase II.
AUAUGGGAUGCUAGCACUUAAAGCUGGAGGAUUAGCCUGCUGAGCCAUGGUGCUGGCCUUGCACCAGUCCUUCUUCCACGACAGAACACUGAUGGGGUAUCAUGAGUGAUUGGACAGAAUAUAGACAGGAUUUCUGCUGUCCAGGACCAGUGGGAUGAAACUAUCAGUGACUAGAAUCAUUUUUUAGAAAACAAAUAAGCAAAGCCUGGUUUGUAGUGCUUGUCAAUUUCUGUGAUGUGUGUAUUUCUCACAUCACUGUCUCAGUCUACCAACUUGAUGUCCCCAAACUCAGCACUGAGAUGAGAGGCGGACAGUCAGUUCUCCAGAGCUUAUAGAGUUGGCUCCAGCUCAUCACUGGAUGAAUCACACGUUCUGAGAAAAUCUACAACAGCAAGUGAAGUUACCGGUGCUUCUUGUUUCUGACAGCAGUCCCCUCUAUUGGACUUCAUGUGAAAGAUGGCUAAUGCGGAAGUGAGCGUCCCAGUGGGGGAUGUGGUUGUGGUGCCCACCGAAGGAAAUGAGGGAGAGAACCCCGAGGACACUAAAACCCAGGUGAUCUUGCAGUUGCAACCUGUGCAGCAAGGUUUGUUUAUCGAUGGACACUUUUACAACAGGAUUUAUGAAGCUGGGUCGGAAAACAACACGGCAGUUGUAGCAGUAGAAACUCACACGAUACACAAAAUUGAAGAAGGGAUUGAUGCCAGCACUAUAGAAGCAAAUGAGGAUAUGGAAAUUGCUUAUCCCAUAACUUGUGGGGAGAGCAAAGCCAUCCUUCUUUGGAAGAAGUUUGUAUGUCCUGGAAUAAAUGUGAAGUGUGUCAAGUUCAAUGAUCAGUUGAUCAGCCCCAAGCAUUUUGUUCAUCUGGCGGGCAAAUCCACCUUGAAGGACUGGAAGAGAGCCAUUCGUCUGGGUGGCAUCAUGCUCAGGAAAAUGAUGGACUCUGGACAGAUUGAUUUUUACCAGCAUGACAAAGUUUGCUCCAAUACCUGCAGAAGCACCAAGUUUGAUCUUCUGAUCAGCAGUGCAAGAGCUCCAGUGCCAGGACAGCAGACAAGUGUGGUGCAGACACCCACCUCGGCUGAUGGUAGCAUCACACAGAUUGCCAUCUCAGAGGAGAGCAUGGAAGAAGCAGGGCUGGAGUGGAACUCGGCCCUCACCGCUGCUGUUACCAUGGCCACAGAGGAGGGUGUAAAGAAAGACUCAGAGGAAAUUUCAGAGGACACGUUGAUGUUCUGGAAAGGAAUAGCUGACGUGGGGCUGAUGGAGGAGGUUGUCUGCAACAUCCAGAAGGAAAUCGAGGAGCUUCUCAGGGGAGUCCAGCAGCGGCUCGUCCAGACACCCUUCCAGGUCACAGAUGCUGCUGUUCUCAACAAUGUAGCACAUACCUUUGGCUUAAUGGACACAGUCAAGAAGGUUUUGGACAACAGAAGGAACCAAGUCGAGCAAGGGGAGGAGCAGUUUCUCUUCACUCUGACAGACUUGGAACGCCAGUUGGAAGAGCAGAAGAAACAAGCUCGGGAUCAUCGGCUGAAAUCCCAGUCAGUUCAGAAUGUGGUUUUGAUGCCCGUGAGCACCCCUAAACCCCCCAAGCGGCCCCGGCUGCAGCGGCCUGCCUCAACCACCGUCCUCAGCCCCUCUCCUCCUGUUCAGCAGCCUCAAUUCACGGUCCUCUCACCUAUCACCAUCACGCCAGUGGGCCAGUCAUUUUCCAUGGGCAAUAUUCCAGUGGCCACUCUCAGCCAGGGCUCCAGUCCUGUGACUGUCCACACGCUGCCUUCUGGCCCUCAGCUCUUCCGUUAUGCCACCGUGGUUUCCUCCGCCAAGAGUAACUCACCCGACACAGUGACCAUCCACCCUUCCUCUAGCUUGGCACUGCUGAGCUCUACCACUAUGCAGGAUGGGAGCCCCCUGGGCAACAUGACAACCAUGGUGAGCCCCGUGGAGCUGGUGGCCAUGGAGUCUGGCCUGACCUCAGCAAUCCAGGCUGUUGAAAGCACUUCCGAGGACGGGCAGACCAUCAUUGAGAUUGACCCAGCCCCCGACCCGGAGGCCGAUGGUACUGAGGGCAAAGCAGUCAUCUUGGAGACCGAGCUGAGGACUGAGGAGAAAGUUGUGGCUGAGAUGGAAGAACACCAGCAUCAAGUUCACAAUGUGGAGAUUGUGGUCUUGGAGGAUUGACUGGGGAACUGGGGGCCAGCAGAUAGGUUUUGGUUUGAAAUUUUAAUUAUUUGUUUAUUUUUAUCAUUGUCCCAUUCAUUUCCAAAUAGGUGCCUCCUUAUUUUUGUUGUUGUUGUUUAAAACAAACUGUCAUUGUCCUAACUGAAAAUGUUGGGUUUCUUCCACCCCUCACUGAAAAAUGGACACCACAAACAACCUUCCAGAAGUUGAGAGUAGGUCACUCUGUGUCCUAAUACUAAGAAUUAUUUCUUUCAGAGGAGCUGGCAAGAUAACUAGGAACUCUUCCAGGCCAGUCAGUGUGAGCAUGUGGUUUUAUUCUUUUAAAGAUGUGUUGACCAAACUCUGGAUCACAGAUCUGGCACUGGAAAGCCACCUGCUCACGUGUGGAUGCAGAAGGGCACUUUUAUUUUGUAUCCUGGAAGGGGCCCAAAGGCCAGUGCAGAACUCUGAAAGCAAAAGGAAGUGGAACUCUGCAUGGAGGGGAAGGUGGCGUGCCAGCAGCCGCUUAAAAGUGGAAGUGCUUUGAUGAAGAUGGGGCAAGGAUGGUUUCUUUCUCCCAGAGGUGCAACUGGUGUCCUUGAGGUCUCUGAGGAUAUCAGGGCUGUGAUUUUGAGAGGAUGCCAGUGAGGAGUGGAAGGGCCCAUCUCCAGAGAUCAAGUGAGGCGUUGGCCUGUGGCUGUGCAGAAACAGCCACCGAGGGAUGCCACGGCUGUACUUUGGUCUUCAUGGUGAUAGCCACCUUGCCCCUCACUUUGUUAAAGCACUUAUCAUCCUGAACUAGCAUCAGUACAGUCACUGGCCAGCUGUGAUGUGGUGCAGCUGGCUCUGGCUCUUGGACUGGGACUGAGACUGCCGGGGUUGCAAAUCCAAGGCUAGGAGCAGACUUCGUAUGCAGAUCAGCUGCCAUGUUUGCUGGGGCCUUUAUGGUGAUGAUUCUUUGGCUUUGGAACCAAAAGCAGCCACUCAUUUGGUGCUUCCUCUCAUUCUCCCCACCGUCCUUGGACUCCUAACAGCAUCUGUCUCCUGGAUCCCACACUCUUCAGCUUUUUGGCUGGUUCGGAGAACAGUGACAGGUGCCCGCCUGCUGCCUUCCCCUUUUAGAGUCAUUUGUACCGCAGAUGUUUCUAUGAGAUGUAGAGCUCAUAAAAAACGUAGGCUUGGCAGGGAGGCCUCAACACUCCCAGCCUUUGCUGAGGCACCCGCUAGCUGUCUCCUCCUGAGCGAGCUGGACUCCCUGGGAAAGAAGCAUUAUCCGCAGCAUUAUACUAUAGGAAGCAUCCCAGGAAUGUCAAUAAUAAUGUCCUUGGGGGGCUUUUCUUAUUUUGUUUUCUUUUUAAUGUUGUUUGUAUAUUUAGAGUUGGGCCAUUUUCCAUGCUGUGAUUCCUUCUCUCUUGACCCUUUUCAACAUUGGGGCAAGAGUGGACCGGAUUUUUAUUUCUUUGGUUGUAUUGUUUACCGCUUUAGGAAGAGUAUAGGGAAACUGCAAAUGAUUUAAAGGAAAAAUAGGUCAUAAAAGAAAGCACACACUUUAGAAGUGGGAGGGUUUUUGUUUUUUAAUUAAAGGAAAAACUUUGAACUGGUUUCUUUCUUUCUUUCUUUCGUUUUUAAAGAGGACACUCACCUGAAGCCAUGUUUGUUGGUAGCAGAUGUUGGAAACCCUGUCGAAAUAAUUGGAAAUUGCAUUCUGCCAUGUAGCCACAGAAGUCCUCCAAUCUGGGACUGCUGUUAAAAGUCUUAAGAAGUAAAAUUUCUGAACCUUA